Amoebophrya sp. A120 is the source of this 3335-nucleotide messenger RNA. The record is from the annotation of a GenBank genome assembly. NCBI's taxonomy places the organism in Eukaryota, Dinophyceae, Syndiniales, Amoebophryaceae.
AUCGAAGAUGCAACUUCCUACGAGCACACUUUGACUUUCAUUCGCGAAUGUAAAAUAAAAAAAUGCAAAAUUUGGGUUUGCUAUGGAUAGCCAUACUCAACCUACAAAAGGACGUAUGCCGAACUGGGGUUGACCGAUAAACCCGCUACACAAGAUGGUGGAACAGUAUAUUUUUACCGCAGGAGGAGUCAUCUUUCCAUGAAGAUUGAAAGUGAAAGUUUGUCAAACACCAAAGUACUAAGUACAACCUUGCCAGACAUUCAAAUAUUCUUGAGACACGAUGGCAGACCCGUCCUUGCAGGAGGACCGACUGGUCGAGCAGCGACUCGCCCAGGUCCCGUCCGCACGGCGAAGCGACUGGCGAUGGUGGAAAGAAGAAGGCAUGUGCAAGGCUCUGCAAUACUCGGACGACACGCCCGGGGCACACUGCGUGUGUCCGUUCGGGAUAGGCAUGCCCGCCGACGUGUCGUGGACCGACUACUCGAUUACUGCCAACACUCCCUGCGCAACUGCGACGGAUAAGGAAGGUUGCGACGCAAUGGCGGCGUCUCCCGUAGACGCAGUCAGACGUUGGGAAUGCGUUUGGAAGCCGUUCGUCUACAGAGCGGUAGCCAUGAGCGAACGUAGUCCACCUGUCGGGGGAGGAGAAGAGCACCAGCUGCAGCAAACGGUUGUUCCUCUUCUGAGAUACGGUGCGUGCGUCUCGCAGGGCGACGCGCACCCGCGGUCGAUCGCCAUGCCUGGGAUUGCGCUGCAGUCCUUCUGCGCGCUGUCCGCAUACGUGCCGAUUCUGCUCGCCGCGCUGAUAUUUCUCAAGUUUCUGUUUCGGCGCAGUACGACGCAGCUGUUCAAUCUUGGCUUUUUGCUUGUGCUCGUCUCGGUGAACGUAUGACAGUGCACAACUCCCCCUCCCCCUCAUUUGUCAUGCAAAAUCGCAAAUCCAGUCGCUGACUUGUGUGGCACUGUUUGUAUAACAAGUUCUGGUAGCAAAAAAUACCACUAAAUUCCAGUCUAAGCUUGUCAUGCAAAGCCGGCAUUCUUGCUGAUGAUUGUAUUGCCGUUCAUGCAACACAAAUGAGGGGGAGGGGGAGUUGUGCACUCUCAUAGCACGAACUGGGCAUCAAGAAGCUGAUGCGCCAGGCCCGGCCGCAAGAAUCUUGCGCGGGUAAUUUCGGCAUGCCAAGUGGCCACAGCGCGGUCGCGGUCGGGUUACUCACGGUGAAACUGUUGCAACUCCUCUACCGCACAGAGUUCGGCGCGCAGCGGCACACAGGACAAAUACGGCAGGUCAGGGAGGAAAUGCUGGCACAACUCGCGGAAAAGAUGCGAAGUAGACUGGAUGUAGUUUCGCCAUCCGAUUCCGUUAUUUUUCCGAAUGAAAUAUUGGAUGAUGUGGAAAAGGGCCGGACGCUUGGGGGCGCUCAGGACGAGGAGAGCGGGUCUCUUUCCUCUGAGACCGAAAAUUUUCUAACUGACAUUGGCGCAAAUGAAGAAGUCGAGGAAAAGGACUUGGCGACUCGCAAGUACGAACAAAGUGUGCUGGCAGACCCGUUGUUGACGUCGAGUCGACACCAGCGACAGACACAGAAGAUGCGUCAUCCGCUGAGCAAAACUCUGGCAAGCAAAAAAACAAGAAAAGGGAGACCGGGCAGCACUUCCGCGGCGCUGACCGUCGGCAGGAGCACCCCAAGCGAUGGCGAUGGGGGGACCACUAGGCAACCCAGGCCGCUUCCCGAAGCUGAUGGCAGCAGUUCCUGCAGCCGCUGCUUGCGUCGUUUCCGUCGCGACUGUUCUUUUGCUUUCGCUCAGUUGACGCGGGCUUUCUUCGGCCACUUCAAAUCCUCCUAUUGUACGGACGAAGGUGACGAAGUGAUUUCGCACGCCGAAGCGGCCUUUUGGACCACGGUAUGGAUCGUCAGCCUGGUGCCCGUCGGCCCCUGCCGUGCAAUUCUUCGAGACCACACGCCCGCACAGGUCAUCGUGGGCAUGUUGAUGGGGAUGCUGGUGGGCAUUUGCUGGUUCCGCUUGUCGAAACUCAUCGCGAAUCUCAACACGCAGCGCAUUGGUAAAUUUUUUUGAUCAAAAUCUAGCUCUUUUAGUCGCAUUUGAGGUGUACUUACUUUUGUCGAUGAAACGCAACAAAGGCGGAUCGGUUGUAUUUCAUCGAUGCGGAUGCCUCAUCAACUACUCCGCGCACACAAGGAGCAGGUGCAGCUGCUCCUGUCCUUAUUCUUUUACUUUUUUUCCUUCGUUUAUAUCGAAAGCAAAAGCAAAACCGCUGCCAAAAAAAAUACACUCUCACAGGUUAUCGGUAUUGCGAUGUGCUGCACGAUAUGGCACCGCCGUUCUACGAGUAUCGUUCCCAGCUUCGAACACACAUGUUGCCCUUGGUUCGCAGUGCGCAGCUCGAGUCCCGUGAACAGCGCGAAGCGGAAGCUCUGAACCUCUUACGCCAGCUCGAGUGGUACCGGGAGCAGCGUAAAAACGCGUGCCUGGACACGUUACAGAGGCUCAUUCAAAAAUCGAAGGACAACCAGGAUCAUUCCGGCUCCUUCGCGGAGGUGCUCGCCAGGGAGGAGAAAUUGCAAGAAGUCGUGUCGCUGGAAAAAGAGGUGGUGAAAGCGUUUGACCUGCAAAUGACCUUGGAAGAAGCCCUGCGAGUCCUUCCGGUGAAGCAGUUCAAUGCACAGUUCCCAGCGCCAGACGAGGACGCUCGUUUCCCACACGACGCGGCUAACGAACAAGAAGAUCAUGAUCACCUUUUACACGACAAGAGCCCGCCGGUUGGAGACGGAAAGAACACAGAAGAAAAGUUGGUCGCGUUGUCGCAAGAUGUUACGUCCUGGCCAGGAGGCGAUCAACACUCUACUACACCAGGAGUGCGUAUCCCGACGAUAACAACGCAUUCUGAAGACGAUCAUGAUACGCCACUGCUGCUUGACCAUGAGAUUGGGAACCUGAACCGCGUUUGAGGAUCCGAUGUCGUUCGUGGCAGGCCAGUUUUCCGCGCGGGCAUCAUUUGCCUCUACCUCUCCCUCGCUGAUUCUCCAUACGAUAAAAAUGAAAGAUCCGUUUUUGAUUUCGGCCCGGAGCAUGUUAGUAAGAACGUCAACGACUCAACGAUAGCCAGCGCAAUCAUCGUCUCGCUCUAUUUCGAUGAUACCGCGGUACAAGAGGAGAUGCUGACUUCGAAAUACGACGAAGCUACUAAAGUCAGUAAGAGCAGGAGAAGUUUCGCAUUCGUUUCCUUCUUCAAGACAUUGAGACGAGCAUACAAACGGCCUCUAAAGUGAUUGCGAUGAGGAUCUAGAUUUCACACUUUUAGAGUUCGAGUC